Messenger RNA from Carassius carassius (crucian carp), 1105 nucleotides. RefSeq names its product glutathione S-transferase 3-like. NCBI's taxonomy places the organism in Eukaryota, Metazoa, Chordata, Actinopteri, Cypriniformes, Cyprinidae. The transcript is spliced from 6 exons. The coding region runs from base 258 to 929 and encodes 223 amino acids. The record is from RefSeq and is a predicted model, not a curated record. Gene Ontology annotation, biological process: glutathione metabolic process. Gene Ontology annotation, molecular function: glutathione transferase activity.
UGACCCAUGAAACAGUGUAAUGAUGUGUUAUUGAAUACCUCGAGUCGGGAUUAUUAUUGAAAUCAGCAAGGUUUCUUGCUUUAGUUUUUCGGAGCAGGCGGAAAUCGCAGACUUGAGUCUCAGUGGGACAGGGGUCAUUUAUCUCAGGCCCAGUCUGCAUUACACUUUACUACGAGUUACGUAACACCUGAAAACAUAAAACGCCCUGCUGCACAGUCUGUCUUUCACAGCAAGAACACGUUUGGAAGUUAGUGAAGAUGUCUGAAAAGGUCGUGCUGCAUUACUUCAAUGGCAGAGGGAAGAUGGAGUCUGUGCGAUGGCUGCUGGCUGCAGCUGGAGUCCAGUUUGAAGAAGUGUUUCUGACCCAAAAGGAGCAGUAUGAGAAACUGCUGAAUGAUGGAGCCCUGAUGUUUCAGCAGGUGCCUUUGGUUGAAAUCGACGGGAUGCAGCUCGUGCAGUCAAAAGCCAUCUUGAACUACAUCGCUGGAAAAUACAAUCUAUAUGGAAAAGACCUUAAAGAACGGGCUAUGAUCGACAUGUAUUCAGAGGGAAUCAGUGAUCUCAUGGAUUUGCUUAUCAUGUAUCCUUUCACACCAGCUGAAAACAAACCCAAACAGCUCAGUAAUAUAGAGCAAAAGGCCAAAGACCGCUUCCUUCCCGUGUUUGAAAAGGGUCUUGCAAACUCUCAGUUCCUUGUGGGAAAACAGUUGAGCCGUGCUGACGUUCACCUUCUUGAAGUCACUCUGAUGCUGCAGGAGAAACUCCCUACAAUACUUUCAAGCUUUCCUAAAAUCCAGGCUUUUCAAGAGAAAAUGAAGGCCUUACCAACCGUCAGCAAGUUCCUCCAGCCGGGCAGCGCUAGAAAACCUCCACCCGAUGAAGCGUAUGUGAAAACCGUGAAGGAGGUGUUGAGCCACCUUUUCAAAUAGCACGCUCAUGGUUUUACACUGAUUUGAAUUCAUUAACAGAUGAUGUCAAUCACUAAUUAAUUUACAGACCAAACUUCAUUAUUGUUACGAGAUUUAAGCUGAGACCGAUUUAUUAGGAAUGUACGAGAUACAAUUUGGUGAUAUAAAGUGGUCAUGCUGAUGCAAGCGGUCCAGGA